Molecule: messenger RNA, 803 nt
Organism: Rhodamnia argentea
Lineage: Eukaryota; Viridiplantae; Streptophyta; Magnoliopsida; Myrtales; Myrtaceae
Exons: 1
Coding region: 35-652 (205 amino acids)
Source: RefSeq, a predicted model, not a curated record
AUCAUUCCUCUCAUCUCGCUUCCAAAAAAAAUAAAUGGUCGGUCCAAUAUCCAAUCUAGGAACCCUCCAUUCCCCUCGGAUCUUCUCAACCAAAGCGCCAUCUCCCUCUGCUUCCAUCACCAUGAAGCUCAAAACCCUAAUCCAGAACCUCAUCUUCUCGCGCGCCUGCCGCAUCGCCCGAGCCCUCUCGAAGGCCAAGUCUUUCCUCGCCGACGUCGUCAAGAAGGGGCCGCCCGUCUACUUCGUUUACUUCGCCAAGAACAGGCGGAAGAGCAAGAUGUACAUCGGGUCGUUCCGGAUGUACUACAACUGGUGCUCCUCGCGCUCGUUCUCCGCCGCCCCGGCCUCGGUCCUGGACGGGUUCCGGACGAACCACCUGUACUACGACUCGACGUGGAACUGUGCGAUCCCCACGUCGGAGGCGCCGGCUGCCGAGUGCGAGGACGAGGGGGAGUCGCAGCUGUCCGGCUAUCUCCAGUGGCUGGAAGAGAAGAGCAAGGCCAAAGCAAGCGGCGGCCUCGCCGAGCCGAACGGCACCCACGAGAUCGACGAGCUCGCCGACGUGUUCAUCGCCAAGUGCCGCGAGAAGUUCAUCCUGGAGAAGCAAGAGUCGGACAGGAGGUUCCAAGAAAUGCUAGCGAGAGGCAUUUGAAAUUUCAAUGGGUCUUCUUAGUUUUUGGUAGCUGGUGAUGUUAAUCGGUUUGACUUACUUCUAACUCGCUUGUGGGUUAAACUUGUUGGGCGCAAGAUGGGUAUAAUUCAAGCUUAUGAACGGCUAAAUUAGUCACGUGCUUGCUACUUCA